AUGGCUGAACUACGUGACCAGGUUUCCCAGUACACAGGCUUCGAACCUAACAAAAUUCGUCUCCCAAUCACAGAAGAGGAUAGACAGGUAUUUCGUAAAAUAAUAACAGAACAGGAGGGAAUGACAGAUAUUGUAAUAGAUGACUAUCUAUUUUUACAACAACAUGGGCAUAAUG
Funneliformis geosporum is the source of this 175-nucleotide messenger RNA. Lineage: Eukaryota; Fungi; Glomeromycota; Glomeromycetes; Glomerales; Glomeraceae. The record is from the annotation of a GenBank genome assembly.